UGCCCGCGCGAGACCCGGGCUGGGGUCGUGGUCAUGUGAAGGACCGCCCCCUCCUCCGCUCGUCGGGCCCCGCCCCGCGGAGGGAAGAUGGCGGCGCCCAGCGCGGCGGGCCUGGCCUGGCGGCUGCGGGCCUGGCUGCCCCGGCUGACGCAGGUGCGAUGGAGUCGCUACAACCCCAGUUACAUAGAGCCAGAAGUGAGCAAGGAAUUGUAUGAGAAACCUUGGGAGGAGCUGUCUGAGGAGGAAAAGGAAAAGCUGGAGCUUAAGGCUGUUCGACCUGUGAAAGCUGCUCCUGCCACUGUCUCUAGCUCUGUGUUCAGCGACCCGAUGAUCAGUAAAUUCACCAAUAUGAUGAUGAAGGAUGGAAAUAAAGUGCUGGCCAGAAGCCUCAUGGCUCAGACUCUAGAAGCCAUUAAGAGGACACAGCUGGAGAAGUACCACAAAGCUCCGGAAGAUGAGAAGGAGAAAAUUGAAUGCAACCCUUACAUCAUUUUCCACCAGGCUCUGAAAAACUGCCAGCCUAUCAUUGGGCUCAGCAACAUCACAAAAGGAGGCAAAACCUACCAGGUCCCGGUUCCUCUGAAGGACAAUCGGAAGCGCUUCCUGGCCAUGAAGUGGUUAAUCACCGAGUGCCGGGAGAACAAGAACCGUCGGAUGCUGAUGCCCGAGAAGCUCUCCCAGGAGCUUCUCCAGGCCUUCAACAAUGAAGGGCCCAUCAUCAAGAAGAAGCACGUGCUGCACAAGAUGGCAGAGGCCAACCGUGCUUACGCCCACUUCCGCUGGUGGUAGGGCCAUGGCGAUGGGACACGGUGCCGCCACCCCCACGGCCUGGAGAGCAGAGCCCCAGGGCCGCCCGCCUGGGAGAAGCUGGGAAGAAGAAGGAAGGGUGGAAGAUCCCUUCCAGACUGAACUUCUGAAGAUCCCUUCCAGACUGAACUUCUGAACUAAGCCAGGGAAAGCUCAUCCGAUCCCCACAAAGUUCAUUUCCUUUGUGCUUGUUUGGACAGGGGAAGGGGAAUAUCAAGGCGUUACCAACCCCUGCACGGAUGCUCGAGUUAUUUCAUAAUCACCUUCCUGUGAAGACAAGCCUUAGAUGUUUUUCUUAGAGCAAAUGCUGUACAAAAUCUUCCACUUACCCGGUUCCUGGGACUUUUACGUCUCUCUGCUCCUGUAACCAGCAAUGGUUUUGGCUACAGAGCUGGAUUUUUUUCCCAUACCACAACCAGCCUUGGCGUGAUCGGUACAGAAGGCAAUAAAAGGCCCUUUUUGAUUUUUGGUUCUGGUCAUCAGCAGCACUAUCUGCACGGAUCUGAUGGGAAUGUUAACAGAUAAAAAUAAAACCAGUUUUAUGGAGAA
Messenger RNA from Phalacrocorax carbo (great cormorant), 1356 nucleotides. The record is from RefSeq and is a predicted model, not a curated record. NCBI's taxonomy places the organism in Eukaryota, Metazoa, Chordata, Aves, Suliformes, Phalacrocoracidae.